Messenger RNA from Alexandromys fortis (reed vole), 1564 nucleotides. It is a transcript of the gene Mob2, whose product is annotated as MOB kinase activator 2. The record is from RefSeq and is a predicted model, not a curated record. Gene Ontology annotation, molecular function: protein kinase activator activity. The coding region runs from base 57 to 857 and encodes 266 amino acids. Gene Ontology annotation, biological process: positive regulation of protein phosphorylation; signal transduction. Lineage: Eukaryota; Metazoa; Chordata; Mammalia; Rodentia; Cricetidae. The transcript is spliced from 5 exons. Gene Ontology annotation, cellular component: nucleus; cytoplasm.
CAGAGCUGCAUUGCCUGGCCUCCACUUUCCCUCACCAGCUCUGCACUCCCCACAUCAUGUUUGGAGAGCACUGCAGUCUCCCUUCAGAGCGAACUCUGCUCAGCCAUCCCCCCAAAACUGGACUCCGCUGCAAAAUGGUGCUUCAGGCCGUCAGCAAAGUGCUCAGGAAAUCUAAAGCUAAGCCAAACGGCAAGAAAACUGCUUCGGAAGAGAAGAAAGUGUACCUGGAGCCAGAGCACACCAAGUCCAGGAUUACCGACUUUGAGUUCAAGGAGCUGGUAGUGCUGCCCCGGGAGAUCGACCUCAACGAGUGGCUGGCCAGCAACACAACAACAUUUUUUCACCACAUCAACCUGCAGUAUAGCACAAUCUCAGAAUUUUGCACAGGAGAGACGUGUCAGACAAUGGCUGUGUGCAACACACAAUACUACUGGUAUGACGAGCGGGGGAAGAAGGUCAAGUGCACCGCCCCCCAGUAUGUUGACUUUGUCAUGAGCUCUGUGCAGAAGUUGGUAACUGAUGAAGAUGUGUUCCCCACAAAAUACGGCAGAGAAUUCCCCAGCUCCUUUGAGUCCUUGGUGAAGAAGAUCUGCAAGUAUCUGUUUCAUGUAUUGGGCCACAUCUACUGGGCCCAUUUCAAGGAGACCUUGGCCCUUGAGCUGCACGGACAUUUGAACACACUGUACGUGCACUUCAUCCUUUUCGCCAGAGAGUUCAACCUGCUUGACCCCAAAGAAACCGCAGUCAUGGACGACCUCACUGAGGUGCUGUGCAGCAGCCCAGGUAGCAGUGGUGCCACUGGGGAUGGGGCCAGCAGUGGAGCUUCCGGAGCACAGAACCACGUGAAGGAGAGAUGAGCCUCCAGGGCCAGAUGGAUGCACAUGUGCAAAGAGACAACUGUGUGUCUGUGUGUGCGCACACAUUCCCCGGGCGUGCUGGUGGCAAGGUCUGAGGGCCCCAGGCUGCGCAGAGUGUGGGCUCCAUGGAUGCCGCUGGAGUCAAGGCGUGUUUCCUGACUUUCCUGUUGGAUGGAUGAGUGCUGUUUGUAGUGAAGAGCAUUUGGAGUCAUUCAUUCAUUCAACAAACAUUUAUUGGACUGAUGUUUUUCUUCUGUGGGGCUUUCCUUUCUUGGGUCUUCCAUGUGGCUCUUGCCCUCCCCUCCCCUCUCUCAGGGGGGCUCUGCGGCUUUGAAAGUAGCACCUUGUGAGGUGUCUCCCCCUUGCGGGGCUUGCUCUGCAGACCUGGAGUUCUGCUGUGCUUUGGGGAUGGGCUUUUUACAGAGGCCCACCCUACAGCUUCCCUCCCUAGCCCUUGCCUGGAUCUUGGCUCGGAGCCCUUAGGGUAGAGAGGCCUGGGGUGACCCUUGAGGGCCCACACCUGCUGCUUGCUCCUGUCACCCCUUCUUGCUGCCUCCUCAGUGCCCAUGGAGGUCCCAUUUGUGCAUAGGGGCCAGGGUAGCACCAGGACCUGGCUGAGUCCCUGUGUGGAGACAGGGCUGUCAGUGAAAGGCAGAAUCUGCUUUAGUUCAUCUGUUCGGUCAUAAUAAAAGAAUUCUCUCAGGUCA